GCACUGACGUGUGGGAGGAAACGUCUCACAGAGCAGAAGGUCUCCGGCUCAGGUGUGUUUUCUACCUGUAUGAUCUCUGCUCGGUUCUGUUCAGGUGGACUUUUAAAAUGAUGCGCUUCCUGUUGCUGUUCAGUCGGCAGGGGAAGCUGCGCCUACAGAAGUGGUUCACGCCGUUAUCAGACAGGGAGAAGAAGAAAGUGAUUCGGGACAUGAUGAUGUUGGUGUUGGCCCGUCCACCUCGCACCUCCAACUUCCUCCAGUGGAGGGACCUGAAGAUCGUUUACAAGAGGUAUGCCAGCCUGUAUUUCUGCACUGGUCUGGAGAACCAGGAUAAUGAACUGCUCGCUCUGGAAGUGCUGCACAGAUACGUGGAGCUGCUGGACAAAUACUUUGGUAAUGUGUGUGAGCUGGACAUCAUUUUCAACUUUGAGAAAGCCUACUUCAUCCUGGAUGAGUUCCUGAUGGGUGGAGAGAUCUUAGAAACCUCCAAACUAGCAGUGGGUGUGUGCAUGGAGGAGUCCGACACCCUGCAGGAGACGAUGGAAGAAUACAUGAGCAAACCUGCAUACUGAGCAUGAUCCACGUUUCGAGAGUCAGAGCCAUUGUGAGACCUCAUUUUUUAUAAUCUCAGGGUUUUAAGAGAAGAAGACAAGACUGUUGAGAUUUGUUCUCGACAGAUGUAUUUUGUGAUUAAAUGAAGGAACACUACACAGUAAGGAAAAAUAAAGUCAAUGCUUUAUUCAUUUCAGGUAUGUCACAAAUGAGCACAUUUAAGAAAGAGCUACCAAAAAACACGAGUGUGAGGGUCCAACACCAACAUU
Melanotaenia boesemani (Boeseman's rainbowfish) is the source of this 821-nucleotide messenger RNA. RefSeq names its product adaptor related protein complex 1 subunit sigma 3a (gene ap1s3a). The transcript has 5 exons. Gene Ontology annotation, cellular component: intracellular membrane-bounded organelle; AP-1 adaptor complex; membrane coat. The record is from RefSeq and is a predicted model, not a curated record. Gene Ontology annotation, molecular function: clathrin-cargo adaptor activity. Gene Ontology annotation, biological process: intracellular protein transport; vesicle-mediated transport. The coding region runs from base 108 to 572 and encodes 154 amino acids. Lineage: Eukaryota; Metazoa; Chordata; Actinopteri; Atheriniformes; Melanotaeniidae.